UUUCACUCAGUUGUUCCAUCACUAAAGCAACUCGAUCUUGACCAUCCCUAGCUUGAAAUUUAGCGUCCUAUUGCAUGCAAGUCGAAAUAGAUUAAAAAAUACCAAGAACAUUCAUGUUUUCCAAGAGAAAAACUUGAUUGUGGCCAUAUAGAAGUAAAACGGACAGCGACGGUGUCGCAGAAGUCAAGAGCGCCGUGGAUCCGGAAAUAUACUCAUCGGACAGCAGCGAAUCCGAACAUUCUGCUGCGAGAAGGCGGAAUUCAGAAAUCCUGCUGCAAGGAAUGGAUCCGGAAGCUUAUGACGAUGAGACCUCUACAAAUGAUAGCUUUACAGAUGAUGAGGCAAUCGUCAAUCCAGUUGAAGGUCAUCAGCCGGCGGUUGAGAUUGAGGUACAACGUGACGAGCCUGGUGAGAACGCAGAACCCGAGCAACCGACAGUUCCGCCUCCAAUUCUGGUAGAUCCUCCGCAUUUGCCCAGUCCCCCGAGAAAUUCCCGCCGCAACCAAGGUGAAGAACAGGAGGUGAUCUCAUUGGAAACGCCAUCACCGCCCAAGAAACGUAAACGUAUCUCCGCUGCUGCCGAUAAAAGCCUUAAAAAGUCGCCCGAGGGUAAACCAAUAGUUGCAGAUGACGAGGACGAUGGCCUGACCUGUCCCAUUUGUCUUGAUUCCUGGGAGAUGAGUGGCGAGCAUCGACUGGUUUCGCUGCGAUGUGGUCACCUCUUUGGAGAAAGCUGCAUUCGGCGAUGGUUAAACGAAAGCCAACGCCAAUCUUCUGUAAAGGUGUGCCCGCAGUGCAAGACGAAAGCCACAUUUAGAGAUAUCCGUCAUCUGUAUGCGAAGCGCAUUCAGAUGCUGGACACGGAUAUUAGGGAGCAGCUGGAGGCGGAGCGUCGGCGUACCCAUACUCUAACAACAGAGCUGGCUACCGCGAAGCUGGCUCACACACUGGCCACCGAGAAGUUGAUUCUGCUGCAGAAGGACUACGAACGGCUUAAGGAGAUGGUGAGGGCAGGUGGUGGGCGGGGAGCAUUCGGAGGCGAUGCAUCCGGCCAGAAGACAAUUCAACAACUGGCCACAUACCGAUUGUACAUGGAGAAGAACUUCGAGAUAACUCGAGAACCCGGGUGCCGUGUAUUGCUCUAUUCCGCCAAGCACUCCAUGCUGGUGGCAUCGCAAAAGAGUGCCCAAAACCUGUUUCCCGGCUACGGCGUACGCUUCAUUGAUCCGCCUACCUUCAAGCCCCUGCACUUCCUGCACACCUCGGCACUUCUAAUCCGGGACAUUGCAUUUAGCGACUCACAGAACUUGCUCACUGUGGCAAGUCGAGAACAAAAGAUCAAGAUAUUCGACAUAAGAACUCGGCUUUGCUCGUCUAUGUUCACCGCUCAUGACAAGAUGCUGUGGUCCUGCGCCCUGGAUCGCAACGAGCGCGAACACUUUCUAUACGGCGGAGAUCUGCGAGGUGGAGUUUAUAUCUACGACUUGCGGUUUCCCGAGAACAUUCUCUGCGAGUUCCAAGCCGAAGUGAACCUAAGUCCUGUGAUACACAUAGCUCCUGUGCAACCAAAUAAGAUUUUUACUAGCGGUGGCUUCCUGGUCUGCCAACUGACGGCCCUUACAUUCUACGAGUACGCUGCGGCCAGUGAUACGGCUGUGCCCACUCGGCUAAAUGUGGAGGGACCCUUUCUGUCCAUGCAAUACGAUGCCGUGCAGGACACGGUGCUGAUAUCGGCCCGAUCCAAUCCGAAUUACCCCCAGUCUCGCUUCAUACUUGGUCGAAUGGACAAGAUUGACGGAACGCCGGUGCUGAAGGUCAAGGCCACCAUAUAUGGAUCGAAGGCCACACCGGUUAUGACGCGACCGACCCAACUGGGCGUCGAGGAUAAUACCUUAGUGGUUGGCUAUCUCCAGGACAAUAAGCAGCUGAUGAUGCAUGAUGUGCGGCGCGAGGAGCGAGUGCAAACAAUGCCGGUCAACGAGGUGGUCUACGACAUCUGCCCGGUGGCUACCCAGGCCGGAUCCUAUUUGGCCGCCCUCACCGACAAUAAGUGUCGAGUUUACAAAGUGAACAGUUCCAUGCGAUGAUAUAUGUAUGUCUGCAUUAGUUUUCCGUGAAAAUACCAAAAAAUUUUCUUUUAGCUAAUUAAUUUCUGUGAAAUAUGUGACUACUGAUAUAAACGAGCUUUUAAGCUAAGUUAUUAGUUAUAAAUUUUUCAUUAUUUCCGUUUAUUAAACAUUUGUCAACCUUAAGGUUCGCGUACAAGAUUAAUCUGAACAUAA
Messenger RNA from Drosophila simulans, 2282 nucleotides. Its product is annotated as E3 ubiquitin-protein ligase RFWD3. Bases 282 to 2087 code for a protein of 601 amino acids. Gene Ontology annotation, molecular function: protein binding; ubiquitin protein ligase activity. Gene Ontology annotation, cellular component: nucleus. The record is from RefSeq and is a predicted model, not a curated record. The transcript has 2 exons. Gene Ontology annotation, biological process: protein ubiquitination; interstrand cross-link repair. Lineage: Eukaryota; Metazoa; Arthropoda; Insecta; Diptera; Drosophilidae.